Molecule: messenger RNA, 7553 nt
Organism: Xyrauchen texanus (razorback sucker)
Lineage: Eukaryota; Metazoa; Chordata; Actinopteri; Cypriniformes; Catostomidae
Molecular function (GO): protein binding
Source: RefSeq, a predicted model, not a curated record
UGUCAAGAGCAGAAAAUUACACGACGAGAGAAAAAGUUUGACAGUUUUUGUUCCACUGAAUCGUCUGAAACAAUCAAUAAAUUCAUUGUGAAGUAUUUUGUAGGUGAUAUUCUAGUCAGUAAAGAGGAAGUGAACAUCAACAGUUCUUGACAGGUGUUCAGUGGACUGUUCAGAUGAUGUCAUGGACUCCACAAAGGAUCUCAGUGGACAGACAGACACAGGGAAGGUCAAGAGUGUCAUUCAUGGAGAAUCUCCUGAAUCCAGCUGUGUGUCCAUGAAGAGUGACCAGUCAAUGGAUCCUCCACUAAAAUUCAGUUCAGGAGCCCCUUGUGCUGAUGUGAGUGUCAUUCAUGGAGAAUCUCCUGAACCCAGCUGUGUGUCCAUGAAGAGUGACGGAUCAAUAGAACAACCAGUUAACUUCAGUUCAGGAGAGUCUUUGAUCAACUACAGAAACAAACAGGAUGCAUCAGAGUCAACUGCUGGGAAAGUGCCAUUGGACUCCAUUUUUGAGGAACUUGAGCACAAAAUCAUCUCUCUGAUGAAGAAAGAACUGAAGAGUUUCAAGAGACUUCUGAUCUCAGAUUCCCCAGCAUGCUCUGAGAGAGAGGAGGAGGAUGAUGAAGGUCAGAGCAGAGUCAGAGAGGGGUUUCUGAAGAUCACACUGCACGUCCUGAAGAAGAUGAAGCAGACAGACCUCGCUAACACACUUCAAACCAAACUGAUUUCUGUGCAUCAACAAAAACUCAAAACAAAACUAAAAGAGAAAUUCCAGAGAAUUACUGAAGGAAUGUCAAAUCAAAGCAGCUCAACACUUGUGAAUGAGAUCUACACAGAGCUGUACAUCACAGAGGGAGGGAGUGCAGAGAUCAAUAAUGAACAUGAGGUGAGACAGAUUGAGACAGCAUCCAGGAGAGCAGAGACACAGGAAACACCAAUCAAAUGCAAUGACAUCUUUAAAGCCUUACCUGGACAAGACAAAGCCAUCAGAACUGUGCUGACUAAAGGAGUUGCUGGAAUUGGAAAAACAGUCUCUGUGCAGAAGUUCAUUGUGGACUGGACUGAUGGAAAAGCAAAUCAGGAUGUUCACUUCAUAUUUCCACUUCCUUUCAGAGAGCUCAAUCUGAUGAAGCACAAAAAUAUCAGUUUGAUGGAUCUUCUUCAUCAGUUUUUCACAGAUACAAAAGAAUUGAGAUCAACAUUCCUUGAUGACUACAAAGUCAUUUUCAUUUUUGAUGGUCUGGAUGAGUGUCGACUUCCUCUAGAUUUCCAGAACAAUUAUAUUUUGUGUGAUGUGACAGAAUCGGCCUCAGUGGAUGUGCUGCUGACCAACCUCAUCAAGGGGAAACUGCUUCCUUCUGCUCUGCUCUGGAUCACCUCUCGACCAGCAGCAGCCAAUCAGAUUCCUCCUGAGUGUGUUGACCAGCUCACAGAUGUACGAGGCUUCAGUGACCUUCAGAAGGACGAGUAUUUCAGGAAGAGAAUAAAAGAUGAGUGUCUGGCCAACAGAAUCAUCACACACAUGAAAUCAUCAAGAAGCCUGUACAUCAUGUGUCACAUACCAGUAUUCUGUUGGAUUUCAGCCACUGUUCUCCAGAGACUGUUGAGUGAAGCAGAGAGUGCAGAGAUCCCCAAGACUCUCACUCAAAUGUUCACACACUUCCUGAUCUUUCAGAGCAAACUGAAGAGCCAGAAGUAUGAUGGGAAAUGUGAGGUGGAUCUUCAGCAGGCUAGAAUGAGAAUUCUGUCUCUGGGAAAACUGGCUUUUCAACAGCUGGAAAAAGGGAACCUGAUCUUCUAUGAGGAGGACCUGAGAGAGUGUGGCAUUGAUGUCAGAGAAGCGUCAGUGUACUCGGGAGUUUGUACCCAAAUCUUCAGAGAGGAGUUUGGACUGCACCUGGGGAAGGUGUUCAGCUUUGUGCAUCUGAGCGUUCAGGAGUUUCUCGCUGCUCUAUUCAAGUUUCUGCAAAGCAAGUCAAGAAUGAGUGAUUUCCUGAAGAGUGAAGUGGACAAGGCUUUACAGAGUGAGAACGGACACCUGGACCUUUUCAUUCGAUUCCUUCUGGGUCUCUCACUGAAGUCCAAUCAGACAAUCUUACAAGACCUACUGACACAGACAGGAAUCAACUCUGACAGCAAACAGGAAAUAGUGGAGUACAUUAAGAUUAAGAUAAGGAAGAAUCCCUCUCCAGAGAAAUCCAUCAAUCUGUUCCACUGUCUGAAUGAACUCAAUGAUCAUUCUCUAGUGCAGGAAGUACAAACAUACGUGAACAGAAGAGAUAUCAAUCGUCUCUCUGGAGUCCGUCUCUCUCCUGCUCAGUGGUCAGCUCUGGUGUUUGUGUUGCUGAACUCAGAAGAGGAGCUGGAUCAGUUUAAUCUGAGGAAAUAUGAUCCAUCACAUGAAUGUCUUCUGAGGCUGCUGCCGGUGAUCAAAGCAUCCAGAAAAGCUGAUCUGAAGGGCUGUAAUCUGACAGAGAAAAGUUGUUCAGCACUGGCCUCAGAUCUCAGUUCAAGCGCCUCAAGUCUGAGAGAACUGGACCUGAGUAACAAUGACCUGCAGGAUUCAGGAGUGAAACUGCUCUCUGAUGCUCUGAAGAGUCGUCACUGUACACUUGAAAUACUGAGAUUUGCUUCAUGUAGAUUCACUGGUCAGUGCUGUGAAAGUUUGUCUUCAUUUCUACAAUCAUCAAACUCCCUGAGAGAGCUGGACCUGAGUAACAAUGACCUGCAGGAUUCAGGAGUGAAGCUGCUCUCUGAUGCACUGAAGUGUCCUCACUGUACACUGGAGAUACUGAGAUUAUCUGGCUGUAUGGUGACAGAGGAAGGCUGUUGUUCUGUGGCAUCAGCUCUGAGAUCAAAUCCCUCACACCUGAAAGAGCUGGAUCUUAGCUACAAUCACCCAGGAGAAUCAGGAGCCAGGCUGCUCUCUGAAAGACGCAACGAUCCAAACUGCACACUGGACAAACUUAAUGUGGAUCAUGGAGGAGAGUUCAGGAUUACAGCAGGACUACACAAAUAUGUCUGUGAUCUCACACUGGAUUCAAACACAGUAAACACUGAACUCAUUCUGUCUGAGGGGAACAGGAAGGUGACACAUGUGAGAGAGCGUCAGUCAUAUCCUGAUCAUCCAGAGAGAUUUAAUGUGGAUCCUCAGGUUCUGUGUAGAGAGAGUCUGACUGGACGCUGUUACUGGGAGACUCAAUGGAGUGGAUUGGCUGUUAUAUCAGUGUCAUAUAAAGAAAUCCGCAGGAAAGGAAAGAGUGAUGACUGUGUGUUUGGAUACAAUGUAAACUCCUGGAGUCUGUGGUGCUUUAAUGACACAUUCACUGUCUGGCACAAUAAAAACAGAACUGACAUACGUCCCCCUUCACACGACUGUAAGAGAGUAGGAGUGUAUGUGGACUGUCCGGCCGGCACUCUGUCCUUCUACAGCGUCUCUGACACACACACACUCACACACUUACACACACUCAACACCACAUUCACUCGACCCCUCUAUGCUGGAUUUGCAGUUGAUCUUGAUUCCUCAGUAUGGUAUUUCUCUAGAAUGACUAGAAGACCUUCUGGGGGAGGACGCCAACGCAUGUUCACACAACAGCAGGAACUUGCCGUUGUGGACCUAGUGAGGGCGGACAAUGCCAUCCGUCUCUACCAGCUACGACAGAAAAUACUUGCAGACAGGCAAGUGUUCAACAACAUAAACCAUAUGAGCAUCACCACCAUCAGACGCAUCUUGGGAAAACACAACAUCACCAUGAAGCAGCUCUACAGGGUCGCAUUUGAGAGGAACAGUGCCAGGGUCAAAGGACUUCGAGCUGAAUAUGUACGGAGUGACCGGUCAAUGCAUCAUCCACUUAAAUUCAGUUCAGGAGCCCCUUGUGCUGAUGUGAGCUGUGUGUCCAUGAAGAGUGACGGGUCAAUAGAACAACCAGUUAACUUCAGUUCAGGAGAGUCUUUGAUCAACUACAGAAACAAACAGGAUGAAUCAGAGUCAACUGCUGGGAAAGUGCCAUUGGACUCCAUUUUUGAGAGAGUCAGAGAGGGGUUUCUGAAGAUCACACUGCACGUCCUGAAGAAGAUGAAGCAGACAGACCUCACUAACACACUUCAAACCAAACUGAUUUCUGUGCAUCAACAAAAACUCAAAACAAAACUAAAAGAGAAAUUCCAGAGAAUUACUGAAGGAAUGUCAAAUCAAAGCAGCUCAACACUUGUGAAUGAGAUCUACACAGAGCUGUACAUCACAGAGGGAGGGAGUGCAGAGAUCAAUAAUGAACAUGAGGUGAGACAGAUUGAGACAGCAUCCAGGAGAGCAGAGACACAGGAAACACCAAUCAAAUGCAAUGACAUCUUUAAAGCCUUACCUGGACAAGACAAAGCCAUCAGAACUGUGCUGACUAAAGGAGUUGCUGGAAUUGGGAAAACUGUCUCUGUGCAGAAGUUCAUUGUGGACUGGACUGAAGGAAAAGCAAAUCAGGAUGUUCACUUCAUAUUUCCACUUCCUUUCAGAGAGCUCAAUCUGAUGAAGCACAAAAAUAUCAGUUUGAUGGAUCUUCUUCAUCAGUUUUUCACAGAUACAAAAGAACUGAGAGAAUUGAAAACAUUCCUUGAUGACUACAAAGUCAUUUUCAUUUUUGAUGGUCUGGAUGAGUGUCGACUUCCUCUAGAUUUCCAGAACAAUGAUAUUUUGCGUGAUGUGACAGAAUCGGCCUCAGUGGAUGUGCUGCUGACCAACCUCAUCAAGGGGAAUCUGCUUCCUUCUGCUCUGCUCUGGCUCACCUCUAGACCAGCAGCAGCCAAUCAGAUUCCCCCUGAGUGUGUUGACCAGCUCACAGAUGUACGAGGCUUCAAUGACCCUCAGAAGGAUGAGUAUUUCAGAAAGAGAAUAAAAGAUGAGCGUCUGGCCAACAGAAUCAUCACACACAUGAAAUCAUCAAGAAGCCUGUACAUCAUGUGUCACAUACCAGUCUUCUGUUGGAUUUCAGCCACUGUUCUCCAGAGACUGUUGAGUGAAGGAGAGAGUGCAGAGAUCCCCAAGACUCUCACUCAAAUGUUCACACACUUCCUGAUCUUUCAGAGCAAACUGAAGAGCCAGAAGUAUGAUGGGAAAUGUGAGGUGGAUCUUCAGCAGGCUAGAGAGAGGAUUCUGUCUCUGGGAAAACUGGCUUUUCAACAGCUGGAAAAAGGGAAUCUGAUCUUCUAUGAGGAGGACCUGAGAGAGUGUGGCAUUGAUGUCAGAGAAGCGUCAGUGUACUCGGGAGUUUGUACCCAAAUCUUCAGAGAGGAGUUUGGACUGCACCUGGGGAAGGUGUUCAGCUUUGUGCAUCUGAGCAUUCAGGAGUUUCUCGCUGCUCUGUAUGCUUUUGUUUCCUUUUCUAAACAAACAUCUGGUCUCUUCAGUAAGUUUAGGUCAUCUAUGACUGAUUUCCUGAAGAGUGAAGUGGACAAGGCCUUACAGAGUGAGAACGGACACCUGGACCUUUUCCUUCGAUUCUUUCUGGGUCUGUCACUGAAGUCCAAUAGACAAUCAUUACAAGACCUACUUACACAGACAGGAAGCAGCUCUGAGAGCAAACAGGAAAUAGUUGAGUAUAUUAAGAUGAAGAUCAGGGAGAAUCCCUCUCCAGAGAAAUCCAUCAAUCUGUUCCACUGUCUGAAUGAACUCAAUGAUCAUUCUCUAGUGCAGGAAGUACAAACAUACGUGAACAGAAGAGAUAUCAAUCGUCUCUCUGGAGUCCGUCUCUCUCCUGCUCAGUGGUCAGCUCUGGUGUUUGUGUUGCUGAACUCAGAAGAGGAGCUGGAUCAGUUUAAUCUGAGGAAAUAUGAUCCAUCACAUGAAUGUCUUCUGAGGCUGCUGCCGGUGGUCAAAGCAUCCAGAAAAGCUGAUCUGAUGGGCUGUAAUCUGACAGAGAAUAGUUGUUCAGCACUGGCCUCAGUUCUCAGUUCAAACUCCUCAAGUCUGAGAGAGCUGGACCUGAGUAAUAAUGACCUGCAGGAUUCAGGAGUGAAGCUGCUCUCUGAUGCACUGAAGAGUCCUCACUGUACACUGGAAAUAUUGAGAUUUGCAUCAUGUAGAUUCACUGGUCAGUGCUGUGAAAGUUUGUCUUCAUUUCUACAAUCAUCAAACUCCUUGAGAGAGCUGGAACUGAGUAACAAUGACCUGCAGGAUUCAGGAGUGAAGCUGCUCUCUGAUGCACUGAGGAGUCCUCACUGUACACUGGAGAUACUGAGAUUAUCUGGCUGUAUGGUGACAGAGGAAGGCUGUUGUUCUGUGGCAUCUGCUCUGAGAUCAAAUCCCUCACACAUGAGAGAGCUGGAUCUGAGCUACAAUCACCCAGGAGAAUCAGGAGUCAGGCUGCUCUCUGAAAGACUCAACGAUCCAAACUGCACACUGGACAAACUUAAUGUGGAUCAUGGAGGAGAGUUCAGGAUUACAGCAGGACUACACAAAUAUGUCUGUGAUCUCACACUGGAUUCAAACACAGUAAACACUGAACUCAUUCUGUCUGAGGGGAACAGGAAGGUGACACGUGUGAGAGAGCGUCAGUCAUAUCCUGAUCAUCCAGAGAGAUUUGAUGUGUAUCGUCAGGUUCUGUGUAGAGAGAGUCUGACUGGAUGCUGUUACUGGGAGACUCAAUGGAGUGGAGAUGGUGCUGGUAUAUCAGUGUCAUAUAAAGGAAUCAGCAGGAAAGGAGAGAGUUGUGACUGUGUGUUUGGAUUCAAUGUAAACUCUUGGAGUCUGUGGUGCUCUAAUAACAGAUUCACUGUCUGUCACAAUAAUAACAGCACUGUCAUACGUCCCCCUUCACAUGACUGUAAGAGAGUAGGAGUGUAUGUGGACUGUCCGGCCGGCAUUCUGUCCUUCUACAGCGUCUCUGACACACACACACUCACACACUUACACACACUCAUCACCACAUUCACUCGACCCCUCUAUGCUGGAUUUAAUCUUUAUUUUGAUUCCUCAAUGUGCCUGUGUGAAAUUGAUCAUCAGAGACACACACACACAACUGGAUGAGUGAAAUAUACUCACUGUAUCUCACAUCAACACAACUCCAAACUCUUUCUAGAAAUCACUUCAUGAAUUAAAAAAGAAAAAAAGAUUCAACUUUAUUGUCAUUGUGCAGAGUACAGGUACAGAGCCAAUGAAAUGCAGUUGUUUUUGCAUAUCUAAGCUGGGGUCAGAGUGCAGGGUCAGUCAUGAAACAGCGUUCCUGUAGCAGAUAGGGUAAACCUUACUUUCUUGUCUGAGAUAGUCAAUCCGCGCAUCUUAUCAAGUGGCUUGUUGAGCACUAUAUAAUGCAUUUAUCACUUAACAUGGUUGUUGUAAUCAUUAUAAAUGUAUUGAAUUUCUUUAUGCGUCACAUGAGAGGGAACGAGUUCAUUUCUUGUGGACAUUGUGUCAGUGUUUUAACAUUCUGACAAACAUUUAUAUUAUCAGUUGAGUGAAUGUGUAAUUUCAAUUUUUCUAGUAUUUUAUGAAUGUCUGCAGUAAUCUGUCUUCAGCCAACCUGAUUUGUACUUCUUUUUCUGUCAAAAAGAUAAACCAAAGAUGA